AUGUUCACAACGGCACCGAUACUAGCUCAUUUUAAUCUGGAUCGGAGGAUUAUGAUAGAAACCGAUGCAUCUAACUAUGUUUCAGUAGGAAUCCUAUCUCAACGUGAUAAUGAAGGAAUCCUACAUCCACGACAUCACCUGGAGGGAGCCCAAUUCCCAAUUGAAGUUUUUAGCGACCAUCGGAAUCUUGAAUAUUUUAUGACAACAAAAUUGUUAAAUCGUCGACAAGCCCGUUGGUCCAAAUUCCUUUCACGCUUCGAUUUCAUUAUACAAUUUCGGCCAGGAAAACAGGGAGCGAAACCAGAUGCAUUGACUAGAAGGUCAGGUAACCUACCUAAAGAGAGGGAUGAAUGGUUGACGCAUCAGAGUCAAGUGAUUUUGAAGCGAGAAAAUUUGGAUACAAGGCUAAGUUUGUUCGCGGGUUCUUUGUCAAACGAAUCCGCUGAAGGAGCGUCCACUGUAGAGGAGUUAUUUUCAAAAGCUUACCAAGUUGAUAAUUUCCCAAACAAGAUCCUCGCUAUACUUCGGAAUGGCAUUCGUCACUCGAACAACAUUUCGCUUCCUGAAUGCACGGAUGAUAAUAACGGUUGGCUACUUUAUCGAGGCAUGCUAUAUGUACCAGAUGACAAUGACCUUCGGCUAAGGCUUUUAAAAGAACACCAUGACAAACCAUCCACAGGACAUUCAGGUAGAGCAAAGACAUUGGAACUUCUAAACCGAGAAUAUUAUUGGCCACAAAUGCGAAAAUAUGUCGACCAGUAUAUUAGGAAUUGCAAUGUGUGUGCCCGUAGCAAGGCACCACGCAAUGCACCUUAUGGAAUACUCCAUACUAUACCGAUACCUGAGGGACCGUGGAUGGAUAUAUCGAUGGAUUUUGUCACUGAUCUCCUGGAGAGCGAUGGAUACAAUGCAAUCUUAGUUGUGGUGGAUAGAUUAACCAAAAUGCGACAUCUAAUACCAACGACUAAAGAGGCAGAUUCAAGGGAAGUAGCGAGGCUAUACAUCGAUAAUUUUCUUGCGGAGUUUUGGAAGUCGCUUUGCGAUCGGUUGGAAAUAUCGUUGAAAUUCUCCACCGCAUUUCAUCCUCAGACAGAUGGACAGACGGAAAGAAUCAAUGCCGUAAUGGAACAAUACCUUCGAAGCUAUCUGCCUUCCAAGAAGUUCAAUUCGAAACUUAUUGAACCUUAUAGUGUUAAGCAGAUUAUCAAUCCCUACACUUACGAAUUGGAACUUCCCCGAUCAAUGAAGAUUCAUCCAGUAUUUCAUGUUUUGUUAUUGUCACCCGAAGCAAAUAAUCCUUUACCAGGACAACAACAAUUGCCACCACCUCCGGUUGAAAUCGAAGGGGAGGAAGAAUGGGAAGUCGAAGAUAUUUUGGAUUCGAGGAAACGAAGAGGAAGGUUUGAGUAUUUAGUACGAUAUAUAGGAUAUCAUGAAGCCUCCUGUCAACCACUAUCGGACCUUGAGCAUUCACCUGAUAUCGUCAAACGAUUCCAUGAGCGUUAUUUUCAUGGAUCGACUAGUGAAUACACUGAGUUACGAGGAGUUGGAUUAGUCAAAAGGGUUCUAUUGGGUUCUACCGGGUUCUGUUGA
This is a messenger RNA of Morchella sextelata, 1593 nucleotides long. RefSeq lists its product as uncharacterized. The transcript has 4 exons. The coding region runs from base 1 to 1593 and encodes 530 amino acids. The record is from RefSeq and is a predicted model, not a curated record. Gene Ontology annotation, molecular function: nucleic acid binding. Lineage: Eukaryota; Fungi; Ascomycota; Pezizomycetes; Pezizales; Morchellaceae.